Hibiscus syriacus is the source of this 1200-nucleotide messenger RNA. RefSeq lists its product as uncharacterized. The record is from RefSeq and is a predicted model, not a curated record. The transcript has a single exon. Bases 18 to 1163 code for a protein of 381 amino acids. Lineage: Eukaryota; Viridiplantae; Streptophyta; Magnoliopsida; Malvales; Malvaceae.
GUGUUGGAGACGACGAUAUGGGAGAUGGAAUGCAAUGUAGUAAUCAUCCUUAUAGAAAUAACCCAGGUGGUAUCUGUGCUUUUUGCCUUCAAGAGAAGCUAGGCAAGUUGGUUUCUUCUUCUUUUCCUUUACCUAUUCGUGCAUCCCCUUCUUCUUCUUCUUCUCCUCCUCCUUUAAGAUCUGACACCGGUGGUGGCGCUGUUACUUCUAUUUCUUCCCUGUCUGUUGUUCGUCCCAUGUCAACCGGGAACGAUAAUGGUGGUCAUUAUGAUGAAUGCUAUACGAGGAAAGCUAGGAUCCCUUUCAUGUUGACAAAGAAGAAGAAGACGAUGGAUGCAUCAUCGGAUCAUCAUUAUCGUCAUCACCAUCAUCAUGGUAGUAAUAUUGCUUUUAAAAGAAGCAAGUCGACUACUGCUCCCAUUAGAGGUCGGUUCGUGGAUGGUGAAAAUGGUGGGGACUUCAGCCCUAGGAAAAGAACUGGUUUUUGGUCUUUUCUCUACCUUUCUUCCAAGACCCAUGGUUCCAAAAAGUUAGAUAAAGUUGCUUCUGUUGCACCGCCUACGGCCACCGUAUCAACGGUGGCGACAGUCGCAUCUGGAGGAGCUUCGUCUUCUGGUCCAAAGGAGAAAAGCUUAGGUUCAUCGAGAAAAGCAUACAUUGUGGUGAUAGAGGACGAUGAUAGUCCCACUAAUGAAGCUACUCCCUCGACUGGUUCGUCGUUCGAGCGGAAGGUUUCGAGAUCCAGGUCAGUCGGCUGCGGAAGCCGUAGCUUCUCCGGCGAUUUCUUCGAGAGGAUCUCAACCGGGUUCGGUGAUUGCACUCUGAGGCGAGUCGAAUCUCAAAGAGAAGGCAAACCAAAGACCUCCACCGCCACCGUCGGAGCACCGUCUGCAAUGAAAGAAAGGGUCAGAUGCGGCGGCAUAUUCGGCGGUUUCAUCAUCACUUCAUCAUCAUCGUCAUCGUACUGGCUAUCGUCUUCAUCUGAGGAUCAGAACGUGAACGGGAGGAGUAGUAAGAGCUGGGGAUGGACUUUUGCUAGUCCCAUGAGAGCAUUCACUAAGCCCUCUUCUGGUAAGAAAAGUAACACCACCGUCAUCAGGGAACCGAACAACAAAAGCACAACCCCAAAUCUGUCGGCCAUUCCUUCAUUGUUAGCUGUAUGAACCUAGAAGGUGAAGAACAUGAAUUCCAGUUAAAUAG